AUGGAUGAAGCAGUUGUUUUGAAAUAGAAAAAAUUGGCUGCGGGAAUGGUUAUUGCAGGCAAAUAUAAAUUAUUAGAGAAGAUAGGUGCAGGUUCAUUUGGAAUGGUGUUUAAGUCUUAGUAUUUAAAAAAUGGAGAUUUAGUAGCAGCAAAAUUUGAAAAACGAGAUGAUUCCCAAAAAGGAGUCAGUCUACUAAUCAGAGAAAUUAAGGUUCUGUCAGAAGUUAAUGGAUUGAAAGGUUUUCCACAAAUCAAGUUUUAUGGAAGGGAUGAAAAUUAUAAUUUCUUUAUGGAAACCUACUUAGGUUUAAAUUUGGAACAAUUACUAAGGAAAAGCGGCAAUCGAUUCUCACUUCAUACUACAUUGAGGAUAGGGAUUCAGAUCAUCGAAAGAUUGUAAGCCUUUCAUGAGAAGAAUCUCAUCCAUCGGGAUAUUAAGCCAGAAAACUUUACUAUCAGCAGACAAGAUGUUACUUAGAUUAUGGCUAUUGAUUUUGGCCUAGCCAAAUAUUACAGAGACACAGCAGGCAAACACAUCCCAUUUGUAAAUAACAAAGGUUUGAUUGGAACAGCCAGAUAUGCCAGCAUUAAUGCUUUAUUAGGUAAUGAGUAGAGUAGAAGAGACGAUAUUGAGGCCAUCGCCUAUGUGCUAAUUUAUUUUCAUCUUGGUGAAUUGCCUUGGCAGAAUAUCCAAGUGGCUUCGAAAGAAGAAAAAUACAAACAGAUUUUGGUAUUGAAACAGAAUAAUGAGUUGGAUAAAUAUUCUGACAAAAUUCCUAAAUGUCUUAUGAAAAUGCUAAAAAUUGCUAAGUCUUACGAAUUUAAUCAAACACCUGAUUAUAUGGGGUUGACUAAAUUAUUGUAGGAUGAGUUGACAACCGAUGCUAAAAUGGAUUGGGAAUCUUUAUUAGAAACUAAUAACGAUAAAAUGAGUGUUUCAAUUGACAUGAUAGAGAAUGAUAAUUAAUUUGAUGAUCUACAGGAUGAUAAACAAUAAGAAGUUCUAAAUUCCAUGCAAAAGAUUUCUUAGCAAUAAACUAAAUUUAUCAAUGGCAGAUUAAAUAAUAGUCGAAAUAAUAUCAUCUUUUUGAAAGUUCCAAAGAACAGCAUCGUUUUAAAUGAUGCUUAAAGUCCAGCAGGAACAAUUAAAUCAUUUAACACUUCUAAGGUUAAUCAUUAUGGAGGUAGUCAUAUUAACUUAAACACAUAAAAACAAUUCAGUGAUUUGAGAGUUAAGUCCUGCGAAAACUUUUAAUAUAAUGAUGAAGAUAAUUAUGAGGCUGAUUCUGACGAUUAGCCUUGCAUACUAUUUAAAAAUUUAGUUGUUGGUCGUUCUUCUUCUAAAAUGUGA
This is a messenger RNA of Paramecium tetraurelia, 1350 nucleotides long. RefSeq lists its product as uncharacterized. The transcript has 5 exons. Lineage: Eukaryota; Ciliophora; Oligohymenophorea; Peniculida; Parameciidae. Gene Ontology annotation, cellular component: nucleus; cytoplasm. Gene Ontology annotation, molecular function: protein serine/threonine kinase activity; ATP binding. The record is from RefSeq and is a predicted model, not a curated record. Gene Ontology annotation, biological process: signal transduction; peptidyl-serine phosphorylation; endocytosis.